Molecule: messenger RNA, 987 nt
Organism: Acromyrmex echinatior (Panamanian leafcutter ant)
Lineage: Eukaryota; Metazoa; Arthropoda; Insecta; Hymenoptera; Formicidae
Product: EF-hand domain-containing family member B
Source: RefSeq, a predicted model, not a curated record
AUGAAAGAGAUACUUGAAUACGAAGAAAGCGCGACGGUACAAGAAGAUAUUGCACGUUCUUGGUACCGAAAAUCACAUAAUCAUUAUGAGCCGGGAGAACAAAUUACAAGAGAAGAUCUAGAAACAUCGCGUCUUCAUGCAGAUACCGUACACGGUAAGAAGAGUGUCAAAGAUGAAUUAGAUGUAUCAGACGAACAAAUGUUUUUCUGGUGGCAAUGUUUGCAAGAUUUACAUGAUUUUCGUCGAAAACUCAAAAAGCGUAUACAGGAAGUGCCGUUCUUAGACAUAGAGGAUGAGUUUUCUUGUCUAGAUAAAGAAUACAUCGGAACUCUACCUGAAGAUAAAGUUUUUAUGAUUUUCGAGAAGUAUCGCAUAUAUCCAAAUAAGAAGUUUUUUGUACCAUUAAUAGACACGUUGCAAUUGCGCACAGAUGGAAAUGUUAAUUACAAAGAAAUACUGAAUCUCUUGAAUUGGAAGCGCAGCUUACCUGUUUUACCAAUAAUUAAACAAGCACCAGUGACGAGUCUAGAUUGUACUACAUAUAAUGACAGCAUAAAAAAUAUUCAGACAACUGAUAGCGCAAAAGUACGUGCGGCAGAACUUCCAUCUGAAAGAUCAGAUUUUCUGAACACAAUGUUACCGCGCGCUGGAUUUCAUCCGGAUAAGGAGAACUUGGGCGAUCAAAUCUCUGUCCAUUGCUUGAUAUCGCCUAGUAUAUUUACGAGAUACGGUUUGACACAUAUAGAUUUUUUUAAGAUACGUGACAAGGAAGAAAUACGAAGCAUAUUCGAGAACAUCGGUUUCGAAUUUCCAGAGGAGAGCUUUGAUACACUUUGGCAGAAAGGAAUGCGGAAGGAUUGCACCGAUGGUAUGUGCGUUGAAACAUUUCAAGAGUUACUUGCUGCGUCAGGUUUCGUGGCAAAGAAAAUUACAUGUGACUAAAUACAUAUAAACUUCUCAUCUUGAAAGAUCUAUACAUAUAAAGAC